Adineta steineri is the source of this 435-nucleotide messenger RNA. The record is from the annotation of a GenBank genome assembly. Lineage: Eukaryota; Metazoa; Rotifera; Eurotatoria; Adinetida; Adinetidae.
AUGUUUAAUUCAUUUCAAGUCUCAAGUUUAGUGCUUUUGGGAUUGAUCUGUUUAGGAGAAGCAUGGUUUAAUGAUCCACUUGAAUUUCGUUUUAGUUCAAAUGGUGUUAUUCAAGGUUGGUAUUGUGUUCGUGUUGAUAUGCUUAAUCCAUCAGGUUGGCAUGAUAAUUAUAUUUGUACCAAUAAACCAUUACCUUUGAGUUUUCGAUCACGUGGUACUGAUUGUAAUCGUUUUAACGGAGAAAAAUGUGUGCAUAUGGUUGAACCUUCAGAUCCAUCUUGGUCCGAGAAUGAACUAUGCUUAGCAAGUGGUACACCUGUUGAACUCGUCUGGUCUUGGUGUGGCACUGUAGAUGGAAUGAAAUGUGUACUACUCUACGAACCUGGCAGUAAUUGGAUCUAUGAUGAUAAUUACUUAUGUUGGAGAGAGUAUUAA